Debaryomyces hansenii CBS767 is the source of this 1431-nucleotide messenger RNA. RefSeq lists its product as uncharacterized. The record is from RefSeq and is a predicted model, not a curated record. Bases 1 to 1431 code for a protein of 476 amino acids. Gene Ontology annotation, molecular function: pantothenate transmembrane transporter activity. The transcript has a single exon. Gene Ontology annotation, biological process: pantothenate import across plasma membrane. Gene Ontology annotation, cellular component: plasma membrane. NCBI's taxonomy places the organism in Eukaryota, Fungi, Ascomycota, Pichiomycetes, Serinales, Debaryomycetaceae.
AUGAGUUCAAUACUUCGAAAAGUGAAAAUUGUACUCUGGGGUAAGACACCCGAUGAUCCUGAGGAAGCAAGAUUACUAGUCAAAAUUGAUUGGUUUGUGUUAUCAUUUGCCUGUCUAUUAUACUGGGUGAAUUACGUUGACAGAUUGAAUAUUUCCAACGCAUAUGUUUCGGGUAUGAAAGAAGAUUUGAAAAUGGAAGGAAACGAAUUCAAUAUAAUAAAUACAUGUUUUAAUAUUGGAUACAUUGUAUUUUUAAUACCAAAUAACUUGAUCUUGUUGAGAAUAAGGCCUCGGUAUUGGUUGACAUUCUGCGCAAUCGCAUGGGGCUUAUUAACUUUGGGUAUAUACAAGGUGACCUCUUACCGGCAAAUAUAUGCAAUUCGAUUUUUUCAAGGAGCAUUUGAAAGCUCGACUUUUGUUGGGGUUCACCUAAUUCUAGGGUCUUGGUAUAAAGAAGAGGAACUCACGAAGAGAAGUGCUAUAUUCACCUCCGCAGGACUAAUAGGCAAUAUAUUUUCCAGUACGAUGCAAAGUGCCAUUUACACAAAUAUGCAUGAUCUUAAUGGUAUAGCUGGCUGGAGAUGGCUAUUUAUUAUUGACUUUAUUAUAACAAUUCCCAUAGCUAUAUACGGGUUCAUAUUUUUUCCCGAUACACCUGAGACUAGCAAAGCAUUUUACUUCAAUGAAAAAGAAGUUCAAUUAGCUAAACUGAGAGUACACCAAAGACCUCACACAAAGCUCGAUUGGUCCAUAUUUAAGAGGGUAUUAGGAAGAUGGCACUGGUGGCUGUUUUCCAUGUUAUGGAUAUUAGGGGGUGAAAACGAGUCAUUUGGUAGUAAUUCACUUUUUGCAAUUUGGUUGCAAUAUUUUAACUAUACUGUUCCUCAUAGAAACCAUUACCCCAUGGGUGUGUAUGCUAUAGGUGUACUUGCGACAUUUGCAUUUGCAGUUUAUAUUGAUGGUACACAUGCACGAUAUCAUUGGAGAAUUGGAAUAGUGAUUGCAAUAAGUAUGGUUAUUUCGACUAUUCUACUUAUAUUAAGACCGUUAUCUGCCAGCUAUGUUUUUGCAGCUCAUUAUAUUUCUGGCAUUUCAUACGCGGGGCAAGCAACUUUCUUUGCGUGGGCUAAUAUUGUUUGCCAAGAUGAUUUAGAAGAAAGAUCAAUUGUAUUAGGAUCUAUGAAUAUGUUUAGUAAUGCAGUUAAUGCUUGGUGGUCGCUUUUAUUUUAUGUUGCAACUGAUGCUCCAAAAUUUAGAAAAGGAUGUUGGGCAAUGUUGGCAACCUGUAUUAGCAGCGUAGUGGUCGUGCUUCUUAUAAGAUAUCUUCAGUUGAGGGAAAGGAAGUAUUCCGUAUUAGACACGGUCAUAAUUAAUAAAGAUAUUAUUGAAGAACCAGAAAACUCGCUGAUAUAUACCAAGAUUGAAUUAUGA